CACUCUUGAUUUAACGUGUUCAGGAAGUAGCUGUCAAAGACGUGGAAGCUGACAGAUUUUUUAAAAAUUGACAUUUAUUAAGGACUUCUCAAGAAAGUCAGGCUUAUCUGUCACUUAAUUCUGGCUGACGCUGUUGCAUUGAUCGAACUUUACAUAGCUGUUAUGCUAAUUUCGUUGUCUUGGAUAAUUUAUUCCAUUUUCGUCUCUAGACCUCUGAUGGUACUACAGAAUCCGCUGAAGCACUGAAACACUGACAAGAAAGCCCAAGCACUUCAGCAGCAGAGAGCAUUGGGUAACGGAAUGUGUUGUGAUCAGCAUCCUUCUAAGGUGUAGCUUUUUAGAGCCAGCAGCAAUGGACUUUUCGAAGUUUCUGGACGAUGACUUUGACGUGAAGGAGUGGGUGAACGGGGCAUUCCGGAUGGUGCAGAAGGAGGCUCCUGGGAAGGCAGAUGGGCACGCUGCCACACUGGUGAUGAAGCUUCAGCUCUUCAUUCAGGAGGUCAACAACGCCAUUGAAGAGAGCAGCAACCAGGCCCUGCAGAACAUGCCCAGGGUGCUGAGGGAUGUCGAGGCUCUGAAGCAGGAGGCCUCCUUCCUGAAGGAGCAGAUGGUCCUGGUGAAGGAAGACAUAAGAAAAUUUGAACAGGACACAGUCCAGUCCAUGCAGGUACUGGUGGAGAUCGAUCAAGUGAAAUCCCGGAUGCAGCUGGCCGCAGAGGCUUUGCAGGAGGCUGACAAGUGGAGCACUCUGAGUGCGGACAUUGAAGAGACCUUCAAGACACAGGACUUGAGUGUUAUUUCCUCCAAGCUGACCAGCAUGACGAGCAGUCUGGCAAUGCUCGCAGACACCCCUGAUUACUCAGAGAAGUGUGUUCACUUAGAAGCACUGAAAAACAGACUGGAGGCUUUAGCCAGCCCACAGAUUGUUGCUACAUUUAAUUCACAGUCAACUGAUCAAGCCAAACUGUUUGUGAAAGUCUUCACAGAGAUUGACAGAAUGCCCCAACUCCUCGCCUACUACUACAAGUGUCAUAAGAUUUUUAGGAAUCCCAGCGAGGUGGUGACAGUUCUGCUGAUACAAACCCUGGGUGCCAUGGUACCCUCAAUCCCAGUGUGCCUCAGCACAACGAUAGAGCGCACAGGGCAAGAGGAGAAGCUGGAGGUGCUGCUGGAACUGUAUGAGACGGCCGCGCAUUUCGGAAAGGGGCUGGAAGCUGCCAUGUUGCCUCACCUUGGUGACCUGAACUUGGUGAAAGUGAGUGAGCUGGUCACAGCAGUGUAUGGGCCAUACAAGCAAUACCAGCUGCAGUACGGUGAGCUGGAAGAGUCCAACCUGCUCAUUCAGAUUAGUGCUGUGCCCCUGGAGCGUGGGGAGGUGAUAGAUUGUGUGCAGGAACUGAGUCACUCUGUAAACAAGCUGUUUGGCUUGGCCAAUGCGUCUGUGGACCGCUGCAUCAAGUUAACUGACGGCUUAGGCGUAUGCGGGCUGCUUCGGGCCUUGAGGGCUCUUUUUACCAAAUAUGUUUCUGAUUUUUCUACUACGCUGCAGUCUAUUAGAAAGAAGUGCAAACUGGAAGAUAUACCAAAUACUUCUCUGUUUCGGGAAGACUGGACGGCUUUUCAGAACUCAGUCAGAAUCAUUGCAACAUGCGGUGAAUUACAGAGACAAUGUGGGGCUUACGAGCAGCAGUUAGCAAACAGGAUCUUGUCCACUGCAGGGAAGCACUUGUCUGACUCCUACAGUCCCCGCACUCUUGCUGGAAUACAGGAGGCCAGCUCUGCAGACAGGAAGAGCCCCACCAGGAACCCGUGGCAAGAGUAUAAUUACUUACUGAAGGGCAGUGCGGCAGAGCAUGCCAGCCUUAUGGAGAUGCUCUAUAACCUAAAGGAGAAGGGCACCGGUAACUCCAGCCUGCUGGCAGAGCCCCGCGCGGCUCUUGCCCGGCUCAACCAGCAGGCCCACCAGCUGGCCUUUGACGCCGUCUUCCUCCAGAUCAAACACCAGCUCUCCCUCGUCCACAGGAUGGAGAGCUGGAGCUCUAGUGGCACAGGCGAGACGCUCACAGAAGACCUGCCGACGUUCAGCCUGUCCCCUCUGGAGUACAUCACUAAUAUUGGCCAGUACAUCAUGUCACUCCCACUGCAUCUGGAGCCCUUUGUCACGCAGGAGGACCCGGCUCUGGAGCUCGCGCUGCACGCAGGGAAGCUGCCCUUCCCCCCUGAGCAAGCUGAUGACUUGCCCGAGCUGGAUAACAUCGCAGACUAUUGGCUGGGUUCGAUUGCCAGAGCAACGAUGCAGACCUACUGUGAUGCCAUUCUCCAGAUUCCUGAACUCACCCCUCACUCAGCCAAACAGCUUGCCACCGACAUUGAUUACCUGAGCAAUGUGAUGGACGCCCUGGGACUGCAGGCAUCUCGCACGCUGCAGCAGAUAGUGACCCUCCUAAAGGCCAAACCCGAGGACUUCAGACAGACAGCCAAACCCCUUCCCCGAAGACUGUCAUCCGCUGUUGCAGCCAUGAGGAAUCUGGAUUACUGAACUAUAGGAGCUUGGUGCUGCUUUGCAGCUGAAACCCCAUAACAUUUCCUGGGCCAUCACCUCCUUGCUGUGUACAGUUCGGAUCAUAUAAAUUGUUAAAAUCUUUUCUUUAAGAAGUGUAAAAUAAAAGGGAAAUAUUUUAGUCUGUAGUGAC
Lepisosteus oculatus (spotted gar) is the source of this 2693-nucleotide messenger RNA. The record is from RefSeq and is a predicted model, not a curated record. Lineage: Eukaryota; Metazoa; Chordata; Actinopteri; Semionotiformes; Lepisosteidae.